AUGUCGGGUCAGACGCUAACGGACCGCAUCGCCGCGGCCCAGUAUAGCUUGACUGGAUCGGAGGUGUCCCGAGCUGUGUGUAAAUCCACCACACAUGAACAAACGCCCCCAAAGAAAAAACACCUGGAAUACUUGAUCCAGGCCUCCCAGGACUCCAGUGUGAAUGUCCCUCAGAUGGCCGAUACACUGAUAGAGAGGGCAGGCAAUGCCAGUUGGGUGGUGGUUUUCAAGGCGCUGAUAACAACACACCACCUUAUGGUGCAUGGCAAUGAGAAAUUUCUACAAUUCCUUUCAUCGAGGAACACUUUGUUCAACCUUGCCAACUUCCUGGACAAAACAGGCUCACAUGGCUAUGACAUGUCCACCUUUAUCAGACGCUACAGCCGCUAUCUCAACGAGAAGUCUUUCGCCUACAGACAGAUGUCUUUUGAUUUUGUCCGUGUCAAGAAAGGCGCUGACGGAGCAAUGAGGACCAUGACAGUAGAGAAGUUGCUGAAAGGAAUGCCAAUCCUGCAGGGUCAGAUUGAUGCACUGCUGGAUUUUGAUGUACACCAACCAGAAUUAAACCAUGGAGUGAUAAAUGCCUGCUUUCUCCUACUGUUCAAAGACUUGAUAAAGUUAUAUGCUUGCUACAAUGAUGGCAUCAUCAAUCUAUUAGAGAAAUUUUUCCAGAUGAAGAGGAGCCAGUGUAAAGAUGGACUGGAGAUCUACAAAAGAUUUCUGACUCGCAUGACUCGGGUAUCUGAAUUUUUCAAACUUGCAGAGCAAGUGGGAAUAGACAAAAAUGACAUACCUGAACUUACUCAGGCCCCAGAAAGUCUUUUGGAAUCUCUAGAGACCCAUCUCAACACUUUGGAAGGAAAGAAGCCGUAA
Messenger RNA from Nerophis lumbriciformis (worm pipefish), 873 nucleotides. Lineage: Eukaryota; Metazoa; Chordata; Actinopteri; Syngnathiformes; Syngnathidae. The record is from RefSeq and is a predicted model, not a curated record.